This is a messenger RNA of Anthostomella pinea, 228 nucleotides long. NCBI's taxonomy places the organism in Eukaryota, Fungi, Ascomycota, Sordariomycetes, Xylariales, Xylariaceae. The record is from the annotation of a GenBank genome assembly.
AUGGCUGAAGAGCAACGAAAGCAAAACAACCCGUUGUGGGGUGCCGAGUCGAUUCCAGAGAAAGCCGAUGUUACCGACUCCGAUGCUAAAUCGAGCGGCUGCUCUACUACCUCAAUGUCGAACACGCGGCUCACCGAAGAGAUCAGCAUCGACAUGCAUAAGAUAGAGUGGGUGGAGGUAGUGCCACCCGGCUGGGAAGAUCUCGUCAACGAUGUUCCGUCACUGUAG